AUGGCCGUCAUCUCCAUCUCCACCCGGGAGAACGAUGCGUUGGACAUCAACCCUCCCGCCGGAGACCAGUUCCUCAACGUCAACGGCUCCGACUGGCUAUGGACCGUCACUGCCCUGUUCAUCGUCUCCUUUCUCACUCUGUACGGCUUGACUCUGAAGGCUAGAGCCGGCGAGCGCUUCUUCCACUUCAUCUUCAUCAUCACCACCUUUGUCGGCUCCAUCGCCUAUUUCGCCAUGGCGUCGGACCUGGGCUGGUCGCUCAUCCCGCAGGCCAACAGCGUCGCCAGCCACGGCCUGCUCCGCCAGAUCUUCUUCGCCAAGUACAUCUACUGGGUCGUCAGCUUCCCGGCCGCCGUCAUCGCCCUCGGCGUGCUGUCGGGCGUCUCCUGGGCCAGCAUCGUCUUCAACGUCUUCCUGUCGUGGAUCUGGGUGCUGUCGUACCUCGUCGGCGCCUACACCACCACCAACUACAAGUGGGGCUUCUUCGCCUUCGGCACCGUAGCCUAUUUGUUUCUAGCCGUCAACACGCUGCUCCUAGGCCGCCGCUCGGCCGCCCGCGUCGGCGUCGCCGGUCACUACACGGGGCUGACCGCCUGGCUCAACCUGCUGUGGCUGCUGUACCCAAUCGCGUACGGGCUCAGCGACGGCGGCAACCGCAUCGGCGUCGUGGGCGGCUUCGUCUUUUUCGGCGUGCUCGACCUGCUCAUGAUUCCCGUCCUCGCCUUCUCCGUCGUCUUCCUGUCGGCCAAGUGGGACUACAGCAGCCUCAACAUCGCCUUCACCCAGUACGGGCGUGUCCACGCCACCCCCGGCACCUUCCCCGAGAAGCACCCCGUCGCCGCCGCUCCCGCCGCCGCGCCUGCUGCUCCCGCGCCUGUCGCCGCUGUCUAG
This is a messenger RNA of Lasiosphaeria miniovina, 891 nucleotides long. RefSeq lists its product as uncharacterized. Gene Ontology annotation, cellular component: endoplasmic reticulum; plasma membrane. The transcript is spliced from 2 exons. The coding region runs from base 1 to 891 and encodes 296 amino acids. The record is from RefSeq and is a predicted model, not a curated record. Lineage: Eukaryota; Fungi; Ascomycota; Sordariomycetes; Sordariales; Lasiosphaeriaceae.